This is a messenger RNA of Melitaea cinxia (Glanville fritillary), 917 nucleotides long. RefSeq names its product Golgi-specific brefeldin A-resistance guanine nucleotide exchange factor 1-like (gene garz). Lineage: Eukaryota; Metazoa; Arthropoda; Insecta; Lepidoptera; Nymphalidae. The record is from RefSeq and is a predicted model, not a curated record. Bases 1 to 804 code for a protein of 267 amino acids. The transcript is spliced from 5 exons.
AUGUCUUUGCCGGGUAAUGGAAUUUUUGUGGUCCAAGGCGAGAUGGCCAUGCUGGUCACCGCCAUGCGACGGAGUACUCGCUGGGGCUCUCAUUCAUUUCCCAACGAGGAAUAUGAUGUUUUGAUGAGAACCUUUCAAGAUUUGAAGAGUAUAUUAAAUCAAGUGGAUGACUUACGUUUGUUAGAUCCUUCGACUUAUUUAAGUCCUUUCUUAGAAGUUAUUAGAAGUAAGGAGACAACUGGACCUGUGACGAGCCUGGCCCUGUCAGCUAUUCAUAAAUUCCUUUCUUAUGGACUAAUAGACCCGACCCACUCAAGUGUGCCAGCAACAGUUGAAGACAUAGCCGAUGCAGUCACUCAUGCCCGUUUCGUUGGUACCGACCACUCCUCUGAUGGUGUUGUGCUUCUGAAGAUAUUGCAAGUUUUACGAACGCUAAUGCUUAGCCCCGAAGGUGCCAUGUUGACGGAUGAAAGUGUUUGUGAGAUCAUGCUCAGCUGCUUCCGAACUUGUUUUGAAACAAGACUUACCGAAUUGCUUCGUCGAAACGCUGAGCAGUGUCUCCGUGAUAUGACUCAGCUGAUUUUCAUGAGACUGCCCCAGUUCCCUCCGGAGGACAUGGCGGCCAACAUUAGUACCGUUGGCUUAUCAUUACGGAGAAGAGAUAAAACUGCUAAGAAAAAAGUAGCAGCCGCUAACAAUACGAAUUCCCUAGAGAGAAAAUCAUCAAUCACUGAACAGACCGGGACCAACGACAACGAACACGAAUCGGAGACGAGUAAACAUAGCACUCAAACCCAUAAGUAAGUAUAGAUAUAAAUAAAAUGUAUCGAUAACUUAAUGGAAUACGUGUUGCGAUUAUUUUGUAAAACUCCCUAAAUUAAAAAAAGAAUUAAAUAAAACUAAAUAAUAAUAGAAUG